This is a messenger RNA of Silurus meridionalis, 4739 nucleotides long. It is a transcript of the gene edc3, whose product is annotated as enhancer of mRNA decapping 3 homolog (S. cerevisiae). The record is from RefSeq and is a predicted model, not a curated record. Gene Ontology annotation, cellular component: P-body. Gene Ontology annotation, molecular function: mRNA binding. Gene Ontology annotation, biological process: P-body assembly; deadenylation-independent decapping of nuclear-transcribed mRNA. Lineage: Eukaryota; Metazoa; Chordata; Actinopteri; Siluriformes; Siluridae.
CAUCCGCGAAGAAGAGAAAGAGAACGCGAGGAGAAGAAAAAAAAGAAGAAAAAAGAAGAGAAGGAAAACAACUAAGCAGUGCAACGAAAAUAUAGAUCAUUAUAUCAUUUGUUUUCACUUAUUUCUAAUUCCACUUGUACCAGGUGUUCAUUUGGCAGAAUGGCAGCAGAAUGUUUGGGCAGCCUUGUUUCAAUCAACUGUGGUCCGACUUUGGGGAUGUACCAAGGAGAAGUGUCCUCGGUUGACCAGGCCCGUCAAACCAUCUCCUUGAAACAGCCGUUUCACAAUGGCAUCAAGUGUUCGGUGCCCGAGGUAACUUUCAGCGCUGUGGACAUCAAAGAUCUCAAGAUCUUGGAAAUCCGUAGCUGCUCCAAUGGAGUCACAAAGCGGAGUGUUGCUGAAUCCGGCUCCUCCGUACCCGGCUACACAGGACGCAAGGACAAAGGAGCAGGGAAUGGAGUCAACAGUGCGCCUGUAAACGUGCCCAAAGCUGAGCCCAGGCUUCAAGAUGGCGGCAUGUCUCCGUCACAGCACUACUCCAAGAGCUAUAUUGAGCGCCAUGUAGAGAUUGGCCAGAGUAAAGGCUUCAGACGAAGACACAACUCAUGGUCGUCCAGCAGUAGAGGUGUAAAUCAGGUCACGCCGAAGAAGAACGGCUCGAAGAAUGGUCAGAUGAAGAACAAAGACGACGAAUGUUUCGGUGACGGCAUGGACGACGUCCUAGACGAAGACUUUGACUUUGAAGGGAACCUGGCCCUUUUCGACAAAGCCGCCGUGUUCUCGCAGAUCGAAUCGUCAGACCGGCGAGGCAACGGCGCUCGGUCACGGGGAAAUCCCGUAGAGCAGACGCCCUCACGUUACCGACACGACGAGAACAUUCUGGAAGCCAAGCCUGUCGUCUACAGGCAGAUCAUAGUGCCUCAGUCAGGGGCAAAAGAAUAUAGCACUGAUUCGGGGCUGGUUGUCCCCAGUAUCUCAUAUGAGUUGCACAAGCGCGUGCUGAGCAUGGCUGAGAAUUACGGUCUCUCUCUGGAGCGCAGGCUGGAGAUGACCGGUGUGUGUGCCAGUCAGAUGUCUCUCACACUGCUCGGAGGCCCAAACAGGCUCACACCUAAAAAUUUGCACCAGCGUCCAACAGUGGCUUUGCUGUGUGGGCCACAUGUACAGGGAGCUCAAGGAAUCAGCUGCGGCCGCCACCUGGCCAACCAUGAAGUAGAGGUCGUCCUCUUUCUCCCCAACUUCGUAAAGAUGCUAGAAGCCAUCACCAGUGAACUCGCACUAUUCAGCAAGACGGGUGGCAAACAGGUUUCCAGCGUCAAAGAUUUACCAGAUACCCCAGUGGACCUGGUCAUAAACUGUCUCGACUCUCAUGAGAACUUUCUGAGGGAGCAGCCGUGGUACCGGGCAGCGGUUGACUGGGCCAAUCAGAAUCGAGCACCCGUGCUCAGUAUAGAUCCUCCCGUGAGCGGACAGGAGCAAGCUGUUGAGGCGAAGUGGUCCCUCUGCCUGGGCCUGCCUCUGCCACUGCCAGAGAGAGCGGGUCGAGUCUACCUGUGUGACAUCGGGGUGCCACGCCAGGUGUUUCAGGAAGUGGGCAUCAGGUACCACUCGCCGUUCGGCUGCAAGUUUGUCAUCCCGCUGCACUCAGCAUAAACAUACCUUAACCCGGACUGUAACGGGGCCAGGCACAGGGUCAAUGAGCCAGAACCUGCCUUAAAUCCCGCCGUGAUCAGAUGUUGGCGUGAGCUAGCGCCUUCUGUCGUGGUACUGAAUCCAGCAUCUUAUUUCUGUUGCAUUCUUCAAAGCUAUAUUCAAAUCCUGGAUGUUGAAUUGGGAAAAGGGAAAAACACUGAAGGAUACCCUCAGCUUAUGGUUCAGCCCUCUUUCGCUUUGUGUGCGUGUUUACUGUGGAACCAGCCUCUGACUCUUUGUGCGUUUUAGUUCGAAUUUAACAAUCUUUAAUCGAUCCUUUGUAGUCUUUACAGAGUACUGAUGUGGUUUGAGCUGUAGAGCAGCUCAGAUCUGUAGGGCAGCUCAGAUCAGUUUGCACAACUGUGAUAUUUCAUCUUAUUUAAUGCUGUGUAAAGAUGUCAUUGGCACAGAACCAGAACAAUUUUACUCGGGAUUGAACCAGUCUAAUUUCCCUUCGAUUCCUUUCGACAUUAUUUUGUGUUGAGAGAAAUUUAUUGAGUUUGGUUCCUCCUUGGAUGGGGAAAAAACAAUGUUGCAUAUGUUGUUGUAUUUUUUUUUUUUUUUUCUUCUUUUUCAAGCUUUUGCCAAAUGUGAUCAAAGUCAGCACUGAUUUGUGCAGAGUCUAAAGUCCUUGGGUUAUUUAAAGAGCUAAUCAAAAUUUUGUUUGACUCUGUUGCCCAGUAGGAUUCUUAACGAUAUAUUUUUUUUUUUUUAUUUUUAUUUUAUAUUUUUUUCCCCCUCAGAGUAUCAUAAUGACUCCUUUUAUUUGUAGGCCUGAAUGACAGACAAACACCAACAUUUCUUCUCACUUAUUCAGUUUAUUUCUCUUACAAGAGUUGUGGCACAGCUUCGAUACCUCUGAUGCAACAUUAUAACUUUUAAUAGAAAACAGCUACACAAAUACUAUGAUGUGGACUUUUAUAAGAGAUUCAUGAUAAAAACAUGCUGUCAUGUUUCAAGCUUUUUGUAUUUGAAGUUGAACUGUUUGUUUAAUUGGAGUUCAGUCUACAAAUUGGUUGUUUGAGGAAUUGUUAAAUGUUUUUACUGUGUCGGUCUUAUUUACUGAACGAUGCAUUGUUUUCUUUACCCUUAUUACUUUUUGUAGAAACAAUCUUUUUGUAAUUUUAUGACCUGCCUUCUUUUAUAGGUUUUGCCUUACCUUUCCUCCAAGCUCAAUUGUUUUGUCUUGCACUGUAAAGAUACUAGUGAAUAGAUUGGACGGACACAGAACCCAGCAUUACACGCAAGCAGGAAUGUGUCCAGGUAUUAAAGAUAUCGUGUCUGAUACAUGACUGAAGUCUGAUUUAAGGAGACACUGGUACUGGGUUUAUUCAUCUCUCUGGGUUUCCAGUGUCCUCAGCAUUAAAGUGGCUGUAUGGGAAUUCCUGGAUAGGUGACUUAUUGUAAAAUUAUAUGUAAAUUGUAUACGUUUGUGGUUAUAGACUGACGAGAAAAUGUAUACAAAAUGCUUCUUCAGUGGGUGACAAUGAUCAUAUGUUGCAUAUCGUUGCCUAGUUCGCAUCAUAGGUGCACUCGCCAGUUGUCAAGUAGCUUAUAUUAACCGAUUGAUAGGCUGACUGAUAUUGGUAGUCUUUAAAACGAGCAUGGUGUUUAAAGAAGUUAACGAAGAAUCCUUACUGAGUUGGGAGGAAAAUUUAUAAGAAUGAACGUUCCAACGUUAUGCCUGUUAUUACAUUAAAAGACCAGGAGGCAGUAGUAAAAACGUUGUACAAAAGUGCCAAAUGUGUCGCUGAGUUGAAACCUAGACGUUUGUAACAAUUCAGCUGCACUUGCACUAUCUGUCCUGAAGCACAAGGUAUUAGCUCAGUGUCAGAAAGCAGAGACAUUCAAAAGGAAAAACGUAGCUAUAAAAAUUGGUUUCCGCUGUUAGAGUUCUUUUCGUUCUCUAAUUCGCAGCAAUGCAGCCAACGGGGUUUGCGUUUUUGCCUUGUCAUUGUUGACUUAUUUGCAUUUAUUAAAUCUUGAAAGAACAUUGAAUCUAUGCAGAGAUUAGGGAAAGUAGAAUUGGCAUUUAGAGCUGACUUGUAUCUGAGCUGACCAGCUUUUAACUGGCCUUUAUAACAAAACAUUCUGGCAACAUUUACAGCAUUAAGAAAUGUUUACAGUGCUUAGUAAGCAAGAACUCUGAGAACUGUAUCUUUCUUAUAUUCCUAAAACAUAGCAUUGGUCAUUUCUUUGCAUUUUAUUAGUUGCAAUUUUUUUUAAUUAAUUUUCCCCUUGAUAUUUAAAGUGUUGGAAACCUGAAAUGAAGCUAGAAGUGAUGAGAUUAUUAUUAUUUUGGUGUGGUUUAUUUUCAAACCAUUCAGCUUUGAAUCACUCCAGAGGAUAUGCCUUUUUUUGGGCAGUAUCAGUGUGUUAUCCCCUAAGCACUGAGUUAAGCAUAUUGUGUGCAAAGAAAUGCACUUGUACCAUUCCAGGAAUGUGUUGUUUAACUAACUUUCUUUUUUUCCCAGAAAGGUCUGUUAACUGCAUUAUCUUCUAAAACAGAUCAAAAAUAUUUACCAUAUUUUUUUCUCCCACAAAAAAACUGAUGUUUUCUGUGGUUAUUGCAAUUGUUACAAGCCAAUCAGUUUUUUAAAAAUCUUUUUUUUCUUUUGCUUUCCUGUAUUGCAUUGAGACUGGGUGUUAACCUCCUAGCCAAUUAAAGCCAAUGUUCGUUAUAAUGUUGCCUUGUUAUGCAUAUAGUCGUGUUCACUGUUCAGGUUUAGGGCUCAUUUACAAAUGCUUAAUAUUUCGUCUUUUGGUUUUCUUUUUUUUUUUUUUUGCUUUCCACCGUGUCAACAAAAAUGACUAUUUUACUCUCCUGGUUCAUUGUUUGGAACAUAAAUCAAUUGCAAUGAUUUAGUUUGUUACUUCUGUGGCUUGGUUUGGAAACGGAAACCUUAUUAUUUCCAAGUCACUGAUGAUGUAUAACAUCAAUGUUUAUAAAAGUGUGGGGUCAACACAUUAUUGUUGACUUAAUCCCUCAAUUCUCUCAGUUGAAAUGUUGAAAACUUGAGAAUGAAUAAAGACAGUCUUAACUGCAA